This is a messenger RNA of Amyelois transitella, 5773 nucleotides long. RefSeq names its product tripartite motif-containing protein 3. Lineage: Eukaryota; Metazoa; Arthropoda; Insecta; Lepidoptera; Pyralidae. Gene Ontology annotation, cellular component: chromatin; nucleoplasm. Bases 501 to 2576 code for a protein of 691 amino acids. Gene Ontology annotation, biological process: positive regulation of DNA-templated transcription. The record is from RefSeq and is a predicted model, not a curated record. The transcript is spliced from 12 exons. Gene Ontology annotation, molecular function: protein binding; ubiquitin-protein transferase activity; zinc ion binding.
UGUUAUGGUGGUGAGGUUAAUGGACGACAAAAAUAGUUUUGAUAAAUAUUUGGACCGAAGAUAUUGUACUAAUUUAAUAUGUGAAAACAAAGUUUAAACAUUUUAAGAGCGUCAAAGUCCAGUUGUUAUGUUAUUUCUUUCUAUUGUAUCGUCAUAACAUCGUUAAAAACAGUGUUCAGAAGUUCCUUUGUCAUGAGAAUAGUUUUCCUAUUACAUAUCGAUCGAUUACGAAAGCGCGUUUUUACAUUGUUUUGUGAAUAGAAGCAAUAUAUUUAAUACCUAAGCAAAUUGUGUAGUACUUAAAUGUGCUUGCGUCAAGAUAUUGGGCUUUGUGGUAAUUCUCGUGAGUGUUCAUUUUCCUAUCGUGUGUUUUCGGUGCACUAGUCUCAAGUUAAACAUAUUUAAAUCACCAUAAAAUUAAAUCACAAAUUCAAAUAUACACAUAAAAUGAGAUAAACAGACUGAGCUGUGUCUGUGAUUGAUCUAGAUACAACACGUCCAUGUAUUGUUGUUCUUUCCUUUCUCGGCUGGGCGUCGGGAUGGCGAGCAUGAGUUCCACGCUCGUCGAGACCGUCUCCAUUAACUACGAGGACUUCAAUGAGAGCUUUCUCACUUGUGGCACGUGUUUAUGCACUUACGACGGUGGAGAGCACACGCCCAAACUUCUGCCAUGUUCUCACACAGUCUGCUUACACUGUCUCACACGUAUAGCUGCCUCCCAGACGCGGGACGCAGGCAGCUUCCGAUGUCCCAUAUGCCGCGAACUUAUCACCAUACCACGGGGCGGGGUGCCCGCUCUACCCCCUUCAUUCCUCGUCAACCAACUACUCGAUUUAAUGGCAAGACAACGCCGAGAAGUUAUACCUCAAUGUAGCUCACAUCCAGGAAGAGAACUGCUCUUCUGUGAGACCUGCGAUUGCGUGUUCUGCAGGCAUUGUGCUGACGGCCCACACAGCGACACGCCGUGCGAUCAUACUGUCGUACCGUUUUCAAUAGCCUUGAAAAGAAUGUCCGAGAUACUAUUGUACAGAGCGAAUGAGUGCCUCAGUAAGCUGGGUUCUGCCAGGGAGGCGGUGGCGAAUGAGCUACGAAGGUUGGAAGCUGCUGCGACGGCGGCCGACGAAGCGAUUGACAGGCAUUUUGCGGAGUUGAGGGCGGCACUGGAUAAAAGACACAGUGAACUGAAGUCGGCCGCUGCGGCCGCCGCUACACACAAACGGAAGCUGUUGGAAGAACAACUAAAGCUGAUUGAUGCUGAAAAGUCAAAGGUAGAAGCGGAAUGCUCAGGCCUACAGCAGCAAGUGGAAGUUCGCGAAGUGAGUAGCCGUGCGGCGGCGCUAGGAGCAAGGCUCAGUGACGCCGCCGCGUUGGCCGAGCCAAGGGAGAACGCGUUCUUGGCUGUGGACUUCGGCCAUAACGACGCUCAGCAAAGAUUCGCGGAGGCUUUGGUGGAGUUAGGCAGAGUCCGGACCAGUACUACAUUCCCUGGCCUAUGCACUUUACAGUUAGAGUCAUCAUGCGUAUGCGGCCUAGAAGUGGUAGUGAUACUGCGCACGGUGGACUACCACGGCGAGCCGCGCAGCACGGGCGGCGACCCCGUCACGGCGGCCGCCACGCUCGACGACGCGCCGCUGCCCUGCGCCGUCACCGACAUGGACUCCGGACUCUACCGUAUCUCGCUGCGGCCGUGGUCGCCAGGCGCGCUGUGCGUGCGCGUGCUGGUGUUCGCGCGCGGCGUGCGCGACUCCCCGCUGCGCGCCGCCGUGCUGGCGGCCGCCGCGCCGCUCGCCGUGUGGGGCGCGCGCGGCGCCGGCAAGGACCAGCUGAGCCAGCCCGUCGCCAUUGCGAGGUGCCCCAAACGCCGAGAGAUUUACGUUCUGGACGCCGGAAACUCCAGAGUCAAAGUGCUGGACGAAGAAACGUUUGCGUUCAAAACACAUAUUGUUAAUGAGGGUUUGUCAGGGCGGAGUUGCACUGGUAUAGCGGUAACGGCGGAUGGCGUGUUGGUCGUCAAUUGGCGGACCCGUACUCUCACCGAGGUAAACACGGAAGGCGCAACACUGCGCACGAUCCGCUCCGAGCGCCUCGUGGAGCCGGUGUGCGUGGCGGCGCACCCCGCCUCGCGCCGCCUGGCCGUGGGCGACAACGGGGCGCGCGCCGUGUUCCUGUUCGACGCCCAGGGGAACAUCGAGAGGGAGGUGGGAAGUGGCGAACUAGGAUUGGUUGGAGGGCUGGCGCUGUCGCAAGAUUUGCUCAUAGUGGCUGAUGUUGCUGUGAAAGUUUACGACUUGGAGGGGAAUCUCAAAAAUACGCUGGCGCCUGUGCCUAAAGGUCGCGGCGGCUACGGCGGCAUAGCCGUCGAGGAGUCCGAGGAAGAUCUUCGGAUAGUGUGCGCUCGUUCCGUGCGGGGCCGGGCGGGGCUCGUGGUGGUGUCGGCGUCCGGGGCCGUGCUGGCGGCGAGCGAGCUGGCGGAGCGGCGGCCGCGGCGGGUGGCGGGGCUGGCGCUGCUGGCGGGGCGCCGCGCGCUGCUGGCCGACCUCGCCGGGGACUGCCUGCGGCUGCACUCCUACUGGUGAUGGGACAGUGUAUAUCAGCCAAGGAGAAAAGCCUGAUGCCGUGUGGCAAUCGUUAUCGAAUUUCAUGCUAGUCCAAUAUUAUAAAGGAAUCGAACCGUUGGCCAUAUUCGAGCGGAAAGUACUUGCACCAAAGUCUAGCGGCGAACGCUACAUUAAUCAUAGUACUUACAGUAUUUAUUUCGUAUUAAGUCGGUUAAGCUAAUUUUGUUUUUAUUUUUUUUUAUGUCGAGUUUACUCGGCGUUCAUCGUGUAUAUUUUGACAAAUGCGACUGAUUUUUUUAUGUUUUGUGACUUUAGUUUUACAAUCGUCAAAAUGUAAGCGGUGCACACUGCUUUUAGUCCUAAGACUAAGUCAAAAAUAAUUUUGCAUUACUAUUUUGGCGACUGUACCUUAAUAAGUACACGUCACAUUUCAGUUUUUCUUUUUAUAUUUUUGUUAUCAAAAGGUGAAGUCACUCAUCUCAUUAUAUGUUAUUUAUAGAAAUUUUCAAAAAAUUUAUUGGCAAUUAUAAUUUUUUCUUACUAGUCGUACAACAGUGGCAUUUAUUCAAUCGAAAAUUAUUUUACUAUUUGAUAUCUUAUUUAUAUUUAUAAGAGAGGAAAUCGGAUUAAUCUCACUUAUUUGUAAGACUUCACGACAAUAUGUAGAGGAAAAAAACUACUUAAUAAAUCGUGUCAUUUAUCAGUGUAGCCAUGUUUACUGAAUUUCAUAAUCAAGGAUUAAUAAAUAGAAAAUAAGUCAUAGCCCAGUUUAUUUAUAUUUUUCAAAGCAAGGGCUAAACGUGUAGUUUGAAAUCAUGACACCAUUUAAAAUAAUUACCUAUACUUUCAAAAAUCAUUCUUAUUACAUUUCGACUCAUAACGCUAUGAGUUUUUUAUCUGUGAUUUUGACUACUACGUAGCAGUAUCACGAACACACGGACAAAUUUAUCACUAAUAAUUAUCGUUAUAUCAUUACAAUAUAUGAUUUGUUACAAUAACUGCAUCAUUACAUUGCUCAAUGGGACUAUAACACCAUAUCAUGAGAAAUUGCUUCCAUUUUGCUAGAAAGUAGACGUCAUAAUUCGCUAGAAUUGUUAUGAUUGGGUCAGAAUAAUCAAUUUAAAAUAAGUCAAUAUUCAAAAUGAUUACUACUUAAUUAACUCUAUUCGUAAAUAUUUGAAUUAUGUGUUGUCGGUAGUAAAACGAUUGGGAAUAAAUAUUUUCAUAAUAAAUAACGGCUCAUAAGAUAAAUAAAUAAAUAUUUUUGAACGUACAAAUUAUCAAAUUCAAAAUCAGGCAGCACAUCUUAUGUACACGCUUCAAUUUUCCAAAACGAUCACGCUUUUAGAUCUAUUUUAUAACUUUUCUCACAUAUACCAUACCUGCUCUAAAUUGAGGAAAUUUUUGUAGGCAAAUAAAUCUCAUAUUUUACGACAUAAUAUUAAUAAGUCAAGACGUUAAUAUUUACAGUUAAGAAGAGUAAAAAUGUAUUUCAAACAUUUGAAUUUACUUUUCUCUUAAAUUACAUUCAGUUGUUCUACUUUUGCGGUUUCUCCGCAUUGGGCUAAAUAAUAAAGUAUAUUUUUGUAUCGUAGCAGUCUAUAUAUGUAAUUUCUAACUAUGCUAUCCGCAUUCCCAAACAAAUCAUUUAAUCUGCACAAAUUGCAAUAAACGGGCAUCCUUAUUUGUUUCUAGCGUACCGAAUUAAGAAUUAAGUCUUACUUUUAAUAAAAACACCGAUAGGGUCGUGUCUUAACAACCUUUUUAAUUAAUUAUUAUGUAUCAGAACGGUGCUUUUACCGUAGACACAAUAAUACUUAUAAGAUAAUAAUUAUGAAAAAAAUCGGUAGUUCAUGUUACAAAUAACUGUUGAAAUAGUUAUCACCGCGUACGAGGCUUAUGUUAUUUAGUUGUAAAGUUCGUAAUAGAAUGUUUUAUGUUAAUGAAAGUGAUGCGAUAUAGUUGAAUUGAAAGUGAAUGUUUUUUUUUAAGCAGAAUGUCCAUUUAAUCUUAGCUGCCAUACUUGAACACCCAGUGUAGUGUUAGACAUCACGUUUAUAUACGAUAGACCAAUGAACGCAUUUCGGUUUCUGUAUUAUUUGUUAAUUAAAUUAUUACUUUUUAUAUUUUGAGAACAUUCAAACGAUUGAUCUAGGUAGCUGGACAAUUUAGAUGUAAAUUACACUCAUCUGUGUUCUAUUUAAUUAAAGUAUGGAUAUUCAGAAUAGAUUCAUUACGACUACCAUGUUUGUAAAUCUGCGACGCGUUGUUCCGUAUAAAUUUCAAGAUACUUAGUUGCUAUUCCAAACAAAAAUCUACUCUGUAGGCUUCUCGCAUGUUCUUUACAAUUAGCACAGUUAGCUAGUUAGUCUUGUUGGUCACAAACUAACCCAUACGUCACUGCCUUUGUCAUAUACAGUGCAUUUACAUAGUACACACAGGUAUAUUGUAUUUCAAGAGAUGGCUGACUUUUGUUAUUUACGAUAGGAGGAUAUUAGUUAUCAGUGCAAGUCGUCGGUGGCUUGUGUAGUGGUUGUCUGCUUUGAGAAAGAGGUGGGGUCUCUCUUUCAAUUUUUUUUCGGUCGCCUUCAGAGUUCAAAGUUGACACAAUAAGGGAAAGACGAGACAUACCUUAAGUCUCGUCUCUCCCUUAUUCUGUCAACUUUUGCAAAUACCGCUUCCAUCAGUAUACCACUGCGUGACUGUUAAACUACCAAUGUACUGACCUCAAUGCAAGAUAAGCCUCUUAGCGAAAGUAACCAUAAAUGUAGCUUAUUUAAUUGUGCAUUAUUUUAUUACUCAGCUUGAUGAACGAAAUGGGUUGUUGCAUAUAGAAGGUAAAAGUUCCAUGUUACUUCAGUGAAAACGGUAUAUUGGUACAAAAAUAAAGUGUUCAUUAUUAGACAUGUUUUUCUUUGAAUAUAUGAAAACUAACGCUUACUAUUUAAACAUAUUUUCCGUUUUGUUUCUAUUGAAUACUACAGAAUUAUAUAUUUUGGCAAAUCAAGUAUUUUAUGACAAAAUUGUAGGAAUUGAUUCUGUAACUCAUUCAAGUUAUCUCAAAGCAAAUUGUAUUUUAUCUAAAGCUGUGAAACUGUACUUAAAUUAUAAAUAAAAUCACAUCUACUAUCUCAGUGUAUCUAUUAUGUUACUUUGUGCAGAACACAAUAAAAAGUGAAAAUUAUUACGUAGUUUCAUUGAGUUUCCUUUUCCAU